UGCGCAUGCGCACAGCCCGCCGGCCGCUGGCUGAGGCGGCGAGGGGAGGUGGCGGUGGUCCUGCGGGCAGCCAUGAGUGGGUUCGGGGCUGCGGCGCCGCUUUCGGCCUCCUCGGCUACGGCGGGGACCCGGAACGGCAGCAGCGACAGCCUGGAGAAGAUCGACAUGUCCCUCGAUGAUAUAAUUAAACUGAACAAGAAAGAAGAGAGAAAACAGUAUUCCCCAAAAAUAAAAAGAGGGCUGCAGCAGAAUCGAACUCGACAGUUCAGGACACCUGGCUCCAAGUGGGGAAUCCAACAGCAGAAAGGUUAUGGUAAAAAUCGUUUGGGACGCAGAAAGAAGAUAGCAGGGAAGAAGCGUUCUUAUGGUGUUAUAACUGGCUUGGCAGCCAAGAAAGCAAUGGGUUCACGCAAAGGAAUUAGUCCUCUGAACAGACAGCCACUUAGCGAGAAGAAUGCACAGCGGAAUUACCCAGUUUUGAAAAAGAAAACAAACUUGCAGAGACAAUCUGAAAUGCAGAGAAAACAAGCUCCAGCCCUCAGGAGGCCUGCCCCGCUAAACAGAAGGAAUAACAUGCCGUCCACUUUUGCCAGAAUUGGAAAUAAACUAAAUCAGCAGAAAGACACUCGUCAAGCAACUUUCCUGUUUAGAAGGGGCCUGAAGGUGCAGGCCCAAGUGCAGUCAACAGAUGAUCUUGAUAAUCAGACAGUAAAGAGAACUCGUCAAUGGCGAACUUCCACCACAAGUGGAGGGAUUCUGACUGUGUCCAUUGACAACCCAGGAGCCAUCAUAACCCCAAUUUCACAGAAAUUACGAUUAACUCGUACUCCUGUGCCACCAUUUCUGAUGAAGAGGGACCAAUCUGAAGAGAAGAAGAUUCCCAAAGGGGUUCCGUUGCAGUUUGAUAUUAAUAGCGUUGGAAAACAGACAGGGAUGACGUUGAAUGAACGUUUUGGAAUCCUGAAGGAGCAAAGAACAGCGCUGUCUCAGAACAAAGGAAGCCGUUUUGUAACAGUGGGUUAACUGGACAGGUGGACUUGGGCACUGAUCCCACCUACCUAAGAAACUGCGAUAAAAGUGGGCAGAAGAAUACAGCAUACGUCACUGAAAUUCUCCAGACUUCUUGCUAAGAUGGUGGCAGAGCUAUCGAUCUUUAUUGCUUUUACUUUGAAUGGUAAAAGGCACCAUGCCCUGUGGGGGGGGGAAGUGGGGAGGCUGAUCCACUCAAGUGGCACCAUCACCUGGUCGGAAAAGAUUCUGUUGCCCAGCUAAUGACAAACGCCGAUUUUGGUUCAUCUUGCAACCAGAACACAAACAUGAAUUUUAAAAGGUUUUUGGGUUUUUUUUGUUUGUUUCUUUAGGAGUGCUCAGUAUCUGUUCUCUGACCCCUCUGUUAUAGUAAAGAUUGUGAGUUUCAUUACCAACCCCAUUUUAGGGUUUUUUUAGGGACUGCCUAUGAACUUUCCUUUGGACUGCAGUUUGGCACAGAGCCUCAGUCCAUGAAUACUUUGGUAGUGAUGUAGCGGCAUUUUUCAUGGGAGCAUUGGUUGUACUUCUUUGUGCUUUUGAAGUUCAGUUUUUUUUUUCCUUUCUUGAAAACUAAAUGUUUUGCAUCUUCACUUUCACAAAUAAAGCUGUUAGCUGAGACCCAAAAAUAUGUAAUUUGGAUGGAGACUAUUCUACUCUUAUCUUUAAAAGUGGUCCAGAUUAAUACUGGAGGAAUACUGCACAGGCAGUAUGAGAGUAAUUUAUAUUGCAAAUAGCUCAAGUUCAUCAUCCUCCUGUAAAUGGAGUAUGUCUGUCUCCUGUUUUUUCUUAAACUUUUGCUUUCUAUUUCUUUUUGUAAGUUUUUUCAGAAACGUAAUGCAAUAACUUCACAUUUUUGAAUAAUUUCAUAAGAAUAAAUACAACAGUUCACAAGGAAGUCAGUGGUAUGAUAGAGUUCCUUACCCUCUCAGACACAGGAUUUGCAUCUUGCAUACCUUGCCCCAGGGGUUUUUCUCUGCCUCUUACAAAUAGCCAGAGGCAAGAGAUCUAAUGGCACUUGUUUGUACAUACCAAAGAGAGGUGAGAUGUGAAGCUGAUCAGAAGUGGUCAGAAGUCUUGAAACUGGGGAACGUGGCUGGAGGAAAGCCCUCGGUUUGCCGGCACGUGUAAGGCAUUAAGCAGGAGCGUGUGGUCACUUGGUUUACGCUUAGCUUUGCGCAUCAGAAUCUGUGGCAUGGUGACAACCGGGGCAUCCUCACUCUGAAUUUAUGUGAUCCCUAAAACUGAGGCACUUGUUCAGAAUUGCUUCCAGACCAGGAACUGAUGGAACUUAACAUUGUUCUGUAGCAGUGAGAUUUAGGUACAGUCACACUGUUCUAUAGCAAUGAGGUUUAGGUACAGUCAGGUAAAAAAGCGAUUGGCUUGCUGCAUCCAGAAAUGUUUAUGGUGUUUGAAUUGGGUUUAAUUCCUUUUACUGUUCUUGAAAAAUUUACAUUUGACUUCUUAAAGAGUUGGUUUCCUUGCAUUUUUAUCUCAAAUUCCAAGUUAACUAGCAUUUACCGGGAACUUCAACACUGAAGAGCAUUUGACAGUAGUAGGGCUUCUGUUUGUAUAGCAGUUUUAAAGUCAGAGUGCAUCCUGAUGCUAUAUAGUACUUAAACCCUUAUUUUUAAUGUUGAAAAAUACACCUUAGCAGAAGAAAACUAAAUGUAAUGGUGUUAAGGGUUUUGGGUUUUUUUAAUUACUAGUAGGAAUAUUUUUUUGGAAAAAAUGUCCCACUGUUAGAAUUUGAGUAGAUAAAGUGUUGUCAGCCAUCCUGUUUCAGUGUAUACAUUUUCCAUGUGCCAGGAUGCAACAAAAAAAUUCUUUUGCAUCAACAUAGAUGCAAAACAUUGAUGCAAUGCAUCAAAAAAUGCUAGUUUGUAUUUAAUGAGAAGAUGCUUUACACUGUACCUUUUGGUAUUUUUUGGAGAAGUUAUUACAUUUGAUCUAUUCUGAAGCUGUUAAUUUUUUUUUUUAAAUAAAAAGUUACAGGUUUCA
This is a messenger RNA of Chroicocephalus ridibundus (black-headed gull), 3027 nucleotides long. It is a transcript of the gene FYTTD1, whose product is annotated as forty-two-three domain containing 1. NCBI's taxonomy places the organism in Eukaryota, Metazoa, Chordata, Aves, Charadriiformes, Laridae. The transcript has 9 exons. Gene Ontology annotation, molecular function: mRNA binding. Gene Ontology annotation, cellular component: nuclear speck. The record is from RefSeq and is a predicted model, not a curated record. Bases 73 to 1023 code for a protein of 316 amino acids. Gene Ontology annotation, biological process: mRNA export from nucleus.